This is a messenger RNA of Dermochelys coriacea (leatherback sea turtle), 5086 nucleotides long. It is a transcript of the gene ST3GAL1, whose product is annotated as ST3 beta-galactoside alpha-2,3-sialyltransferase 1. Bases 951 to 1970 code for a protein of 339 amino acids. Gene Ontology annotation, molecular function: beta-galactoside (CMP) alpha-2,3-sialyltransferase activity. The transcript has 9 exons. Lineage: Eukaryota; Metazoa; Chordata; Testudines; Dermochelyidae. The record is from RefSeq and is a predicted model, not a curated record.
CGGGGAGAGACAAAGGCGGCGGCGGCGGCGGCGGCGGCGGCGCUGGGAUCCGCGGCCAGCGCCGAGGAGCCCCCGCCUUCCCCCCCGGACUUGGGAGUGGCCGGCCCGCUCGCCCUGCCCUUCCUCUGCUGGGGCGCUUCUCCGGCUGUCAUACUGUCUGGAGUGGUUCAUGUCUGUGAGUACCAACCUCAGUGCAGACUGUCAAAAAGCAAGGCAGACACCCAAAGCUGGCUGUAUGUUGUAUAAUUAGAUUUCACCAACCUAGUAGCAAAUGUUAAUGCCUAUAACAGUCUUAACAUGGAUCCACAGACAGUCCCGCUUGUGCAUUCCAGUCUAUCUACAGACCAGUCACUUAUUGAAGAAUUCAAGUCGGUUGGACGAGCUUUCUGGAACAUAACAUCUUUAUCUGCCAAAAGUGAGGAGAUGGCAAGUGACUCUCUGUGACUUAAAAGAGCAUCAAGGCGCCUGUAUCACCUGGGACCAAGGCCACAGGAUGAUCUUAAUGGCCACAUUAAUGAAAUAAUUUUAAGGAAAAAGCAGCCUUCUUUUAUCUAGCUCCUGUAGUUCAAGUUUUACUCCCAUACAGGAAACCUAGUCUCAGACAUUGAUAUUAAUUACCUCUCAAUCUUCCUGAAUGGGGAAAGGAAAUCAUUAUCAGUUUUGAUUAAAUACUCAGUGGGAGAAAUUAGCAGCUUCCAGGCGAGUUGAAGAGAGAGAUUUGGGAUCAUUUUUAAAAGGGAAAAAAAAGGACAAUCCAAUUUUGCUGCUUUAAAUCACUCCAGGGUAAAACAAAGCCUCUCCCCUUGCCAGUGAAGAUAACUGAAUUGCUUUGUUUGACCUAAACACCUGAUCAUAGGGAAAACCUGUGAACCUGUGACAACCUUUCUCUUUGCCUUACCACGGUCACUGAGUCACAGGCUGACAGCCAGACUAAGGAACCCAAAGGAAAGAUGGUCGCCAUCAAGAAGAAAAAUCUGAAAAUGUUUAUGCUUGCCUUAUUGUUUGUCAUCACGAUAAUGUCGUUCUUGCUGAAUUACACUCACAGUUCGAUGACGGUCACCUUGGAUCCCAAGCAGAUUGUCAUGCAGUUAAAAAAACUAAUGAAAUACUCCCAGAGACCAUGCAGCUGUAGUUCAUGUGUUUCCGAGCUGGGACUUUCCUUCUGGUUCGAUGAGAGGUUUAAUCAGACUGUUCAACCUUUCCUGACCACUCGGAACACCUUCAUUCCAGAGGAGAGCUACAAGUGGUGGCUGAAAUUGCAAGGAGAGGGCAAUCCUAAAAAUAUCAACGACACAAUCAAGGAAUUGUUUGAGAUCAUUCCCGGAGACGGGGAGCAGCUGCUGGAGAGAGACGCAUCCCGGUGCAGAAGGUGUGCUGUCGUGGGAAACUCUGGGAAUCUUAGGCAAUCUCAAUACGGCCAAGAUAUCGAUGCCCACGACUUCGUGCUCAGAAUGAAUCGCGCUCCAACCGCCGGGUUUGAAUCAGACGUUGGAAGCAAAACCACUCACCACUUUGUUUACCCCGAGAGCUUCCGAGACCUGGCAGAAAAUGUCAGCAUGAUUGUGAUCCCCUUCAAAACACUGGACCUGCGCUGGAUUGUCAGCGCCCUCACCACGGGCACAAUAAACUUCACAUAUGUUCCGGUUCAACGUAAAAUCAAAGUGAAAAGAGACAAGAUCCUGGUCUAUCACCCAGUUUUUAUCAAAUAUGUUUAUGACCACUGGCUGCAGCAUCAUGGAAGAUACCCCUCGACAGGCAUUCUAUCAGUGAUAUUUGCACUCCACCUAUGUGAUGAGGUGGAUGUGUACGGUUUUGGAGCAGACAGCAAUGGCAACUGGCAUCAUUACUGGGAAAACAAUGGUUCUGGGGGGGCUUUUCGGCGAACCAUGGUCCAUGAUGGGGAUUUCGAGUUCAAUAUCACUUUGACUCUUGCCUCUAUUGACAAAAUACGGUUUUUCAAGGGCAGAUGACCCUUAUCACAGGCAGGGAUUUGUGGCUGCAAUUUCCAGCAGGGGGCAGUUACUGAAGUGUUUGAAGUGGUUUAUCGAAGAUUAUCUUGGGAGCUGAUCAUAUUUGACUAUCAGACUCUGCAGCUGAGGAAGUGUGUCUCACUGCUGUGACGAUCAUUGAAUGAAAGUAGCAUGCAGUAGUGGUUCCAUACUGCACUUGACUUCCUUAUGUCAGAAUAGAGACAUUGGGGACCUAAGGAUCAAUUAUGGGGAAUAAAUGAUGUGCAGAAUCACAGGGACUUAUUAAAUCUUGAAAUACUAUGAGAGAUGUGCCUAUUGCUGUUAGGGUAAACUAGGGAAUCAUUUUUUAGGAAUUACUGUAUGUGUGUGCGCUUUCCUUGCAUAAGGCAGGAAUGCCCUGAAGAGGAGAGGUGAAAACAGCUUCCUGAAUGUCCCAUCAACAUGGCUGGCUGUGAACACUGUAGUAAGGAUUACCUCAAAAGAACACGUUCACUUAUUCUGCUGUUAAUCUUUUCUUUAAACCAUUUCUUCUCUUCACUGUGUCAUUUCUGGUUCUGCAUUGUAUUAUGGACAAAGGUGAUGUACCUGACUUGCAAGCAGUAAUGGCUACUUUUGGCAACAUAUCAGUCCGCAUCUAGAAAUUCUGGAUCAAAUCCUUCAUCUCCAAUUAACUGCAUAUUUUAAUGUAGCAUCCUACACAGCCAUAAUGAGACAAAGAAAAACAAAAUAAGAUUGUGUAUGAAAAUGCCAACAAAAAUGCUCUUUUUAGCCACUGGUUUGUUUGGGUUUCUUUAAAUAUAAUUUUAUUUUAUUUUAUUUUUUUGAUAGGUACUCUGAAUGCUAAUUUUUGUUGAAUACAUUCAAGGUAGAGCAGUGGACAUCUUUUUUCUUUCAGUGGUUUACAUGUGCCUUUUAUAUUUGUGCAACAGAUGUAAUUUUUUUUUAAAGACAAAAAUCCCUAAAUUAAACUUUUAAUAGGAAAAAAAACAAUUAACCAAAGCUUAGUCUCUAUAUGGUAUAAUUUUGUAUUCUAAACUAAUAAUGACAUCUCCUAUAUUCUACUUGAUGAGGGGAAAAAAACAAGGGUAGUUUUUAAAGGUAACUUUUACCUUUUAAAAAAAAAAAGAAAAAAAAGAAAAAAAUCCAAAAGUUGAUAGGAAAUUUUUUACUCUAUUUUUUACAACUUAGAAGGCAAUAUCUAUUUAAUUGUAUUUAAGUGAAAGUAUCAGGUAUAAGGAUGUGAGCUAUAGGAGUGAAUAGAACUGUAUGGGCAUCUACCAGGGCAUAUCCUCUAUGUACUGAUUCUGCGGUAUGAUCCAGACCUUGGAAAGAUUUGUGUCUUUAGACAAAUGCAUAUGUUAACAUCAUUACUUCUAUGCAGCAAGGGCUGAAUAAGAAAUGUUGUACUGGGGACUUUGUACAGAUUCUUCCUAAAAUCUGUUUGACCUUCAUUUCUAUUUUUCAUUGAUAUUUUAAACAUGAAUUAAAGUAUGAAAUCGGGAGGGGAGGGUGAUUUGAGGACGGUAGCACUUGCUUCAUAAUAUCAUGAAGAUGGGAUUCAAGGAAUCUAUGAACCAUAUCCAAUGCCCCAGGAAGCCAGGGCCAGUCUUCCCACUGAACUUCAGUGGGCUCUGGAGCAGAUCCUGAAAGAGCUGCUGGUAUGAUAUUUUUCUUGUUUGGGUUUUUUAUUGUUUCUUUGUUUGUUUUUGUUUUGUGUUUGUGGAACUGGAAUCUGUGGUAAUUAAACACACACACAUACCACUCUGAAGUCAAUGGAGUUUUGCCACUGACUUCAUUAAGGCCAGGAUUUCAGACCCCCAUUUUUGCUGUGUCUGGUUUUUAUGAGUGUGUGUCAUGGCAACACUAAGCCUAACCCUCACAAUGUCAUGGCAAGAUCAGUUCAAUUCUCUCUAUUUAUGACUUCCAUCCUCCAACCACUUGCCAAUGUGAGUAACUUUACACACACAAGCUGCCCCACUGGAUUCACGGAACAUGAAGGACAAGCUUCACACACUUCAUUUUCACAGUAGCGGCCAACCUUUUCCAUAACAGGACACCCCCACACCCACCCAUGACUCUCCAUCCAUUUAGCCAUAACACCCUCCCUUUAGCAAUGGGGAAGGUCAGAGUUCUCGAAAUCCAACAACUGUUAGUAACCCUGACAUUAAGAGCUGCUGCCCUAGAAAGAUGGCCAAGAGAGCCACCCACAUGCAUGUUUCUAGGAUAAGCGCAUGAUUCUGCAGUUGUAACAACACUUGUUUUCUCUUCUAAAAUCACUUUGUAGAAGAAUGAACAAUAUCCACCUGAAUCAAAUUUUUGAUAUUACCACUUUUUAAUGAUUAUUAUAAUUCAGUGUUUCCCAGUCAGGUGACAAACUACCGUUUCCCUCAAAAUGGUUGCUUUUAAAAAAAAAUACUCUGAGAAUUUGAUUUAACAGCAGUGUAAUGUUUUCAGUCUGUGCUUGGGUGGCUGGGUUUUGCAGAAUCUUGUACAACUUGAACACUGUUUUUGCAUUUCUUUUGUAAAUGAUAAAGUUUGCUGAUAAAUUCCCUGUAUAUUUAAGUCAUUUCUGGGGGAGCCUUUCAAAUGUGCUCUUGGCAGUUCAGCAGCGAACUGCCAUUGGCUUGUAAUAGAAGUUGGCAGUUUGGUGUCAAACUCCAAUUGAAAAUCAGUGGGAUCUGAUUAUCUAACUUCCAGUUUGCUCUGUUCAUCCAACUGGUUUCUAAGUGAAGAGACAGCAACAGAAGCCAUUGGAGAAUUCCAUUCCCACUGCCAGUAUUUUCAACUGACUUCCUGCUAGGAACUGAGAAUUGUCUUUUAAAAAAAAAAAAAAGCUAUAACAUUAAAUCUUGAACUGCAUUUGCUACCAAUGCAAAAUUUCCAAAGCACUUCUUGAUUGUGUGGUUUGUUUUUAACCAAACUGAAUUUCUUGAGCACUUUUUUUUUUUUUGGUCUCCAGAUGCUUCUUCAUAUUUCUCUUUCCUUGGAGCAUAUUGAUUAUUAUCAUCAUUUCUGUCUGAUUGAAGGGAGUCUGGGUCACUCAUACUUUGACAUUUUAUUUAUUGUUGAAGUUUUCAUUUCAGUAAGAAUCAAAAUAAAUUUUUUAUUAUAAUCAA